Annulohypoxylon maeteangense is the source of this 1588-nucleotide messenger RNA. RefSeq lists its product as uncharacterized. The annotation marks the transcript as partial. The record is from RefSeq and is a predicted model, not a curated record. The transcript has a single exon. NCBI's taxonomy places the organism in Eukaryota, Fungi, Ascomycota, Sordariomycetes, Xylariales, Hypoxylaceae.
UGGCUUCGUGAAUUGUUUUGGUCAUAGAUGCUAGGUAAACGCCAAAUUAUGACCUAUUAAGAAUUCUAAGAUGAAGAGAAUCCUCAUCCACUCACCCAAGCCUAGGAUCUAGGUAUCUGUUAAUAUGUACCGGUAAAAUUACCCAAUCCAUCUAGGAAUGUUCCGUCGUCCCGUUCCGCACCGGCCCCCAAAUUAUGAGAUUACGGCGUAGGAUCUUGCGUGCAAGCUGCAGCUCCGGAUGAAGCACAAGGUAUGAUCGCCGACUGCGCCGCCUCCACCAUCGGGAUUGUUGGCAUAUAUCUGCAGCCUGCGCCUCGGGAUCCGGAAAUAGAUACCCAGGUAGGUUGAUUCGAUUAGAUUAAUUGCAACAGUAAUACAGCAACAGAGAUGUGAUUAAAACGAUGGUGUUUCGAUCAACAAUCGCCAUGUGUUCUCGUCUUCUCUUUCUCUUUCUGCUUCCCUGUAUGGGAUAUGGCUAGAGACUGUGUUACCGACUAUCGAAAGGUACCAUGAGGACUUAACAAUAGGCCGAUGAAAGGAAAUAACAAGUGGUCGACCUCGAAUAAUGCUCGCAGUAAUGCCAGUCUUCUCUAAGCCUGAUGAGCCUCAUAAGUCCCAGGGCUUCGGCAAUAUCCCUACUAAAAACGCAGUGCAAGGAUCAAAUCCAUUUCAGAGAAAUGAUGGCGACCACGGAGAUGGCGAACAUGAUGGUUGGAACUGGGGCUCUCUAGGUAAUAAUCCGAAACCUACGAAUACGCACGACGAACGAACAUCGGUUAAAACACACACCACAACCCCGGGAAGCGGGAGGGGAGGAAACAAAUCAUCUACAACAUCGAAAGAAGCAGAACCACCUCCAACACCAACGGUCACCCCUCCAAACAACACAGAAAACCCAUCACCAUCCGAACCUCACACCGAGCCAACCAGUGACGGAAGCGCCGCCGAACAAACCCCAACCCCAGCCCAAACCACCGCUCCCGCUCCCGCAGAAACCAGCGACACACCCACAAACUCUACGAGCCAAAACCCCCCACCCGAAGAUCCCAGCACCGACACCCCCACCGCAGCCAGUCCCACCGACCCUCCAGACCCAAGCACCGAAGCCGAAUCCGAUAACCCGAACCAAACCCCCCUUCCAGACAGCGACUCGGUCAUCACCGAUCAACCGUCCAGCACCUACGACCACUCACGCACGCAUACACACAGCUACAGCUCUACAUCCACAUAUCCCGCCCUUUCGGAACCAACAACAGCAACAGUGACAACAACAACACUAGCCGCACCCCUAGGAACAGCAGACUCCAGCUCCCACAACACUACAAACGGGGCCGCGCUCCCGACGUUCGCUAUCCCGCUGAUCGUGCUCGCGGCACUAAUGGGGUUUGCGUUUCUAGCUGCGUUGGUGGUUUUCGGGGUGCGUGAGCGGAGGCGGAAAGAUGGUGGUGGGGUGGGGGAUAUAUCAGGUGCUGUGGGUGGAGGGGAGGGAGGAAGUGAAGGGGGAGGAGGGGGGAAACCGAAUUACCUGCGCGCGGUGGGCAAAGCAGCGGGUGUAGCUACUGGAGUCGCGGGGGUGCUUUGGGUUGUG